CGCGCAUGUUCACAGUCUCCGGGUGAACGGUGUUAUCCUCUCCGCUCAGAGCUGAAGUGGGUCGGAUGUGUGUUCGGGAAAGACUUUCGUCUCUUCCGUCGAGAUCACUGUCUGCGGGCCGAAGAUAUCACUUUCCCAUCGUUAGACCUGCAGUGAGAGAUUUAUUGGAAGAAAAACCACGACUGAAGACAAGGGAACAGCAACAAGUGAACCAGCCCGAGAACUGAGAGCAUAAACUGGAGAGGACCCAUCUGACUCAGGGUUUCCAUUGAUUCAGUCAGGAGAAAGUCUGGUUAAAAAUGACAAAGAAUUAAUCUAUGGGAAUCUCGAACACCACACACCAGUUUGGCUGUCUCUAUCCAGAUAUUUAAGAAGCGGAACAAAGGAUUUCCUCGAUCAUCCUUCCUGCUCAGACUGUGGGGAGGGAUUCACUCAAUCAUCUGACUGACUGGCACGCCUGACAUUUUAAACAAGGGAGGAAACCCAUUCAUCUUCUUAGACAGUCGGAAUGAAUUCAUUUGGAAAUUUCAACUGAAGGGACAUCACCAAGUUGACACUGGGACGAGGCCAUUCACCUACUCUGUGAGUGAGAAGGAAUUCAGUCGGUCUUCCCACCUGUGGACACACCAGUAUAUCACACCGGGCAGAGGCUGGUCAUCUGCUAAAUUUGUGGGGAAGGAUUCACACGGUCAUCUGACUUCAUGGCUCACCAGCGGGUUCACACUGAGGAGCGGCCGUUCACCUGCUCAGACUGUGGGAAGGGAUUCACUCGGUCAUCCGACCUACUGGGACAUAAGUUUGUUCACACUGGGGAGAGGCCGUUCCUCUGCUCAUUCUGUGGGAAGGGAUUCAUUUCAUCAUCCAACCUGAAGGUACAUGAGCGAGUUCACACUGGUGAGAAGCCAUUCACCUGCUCAGACUGUGGGAAGAGAUUCACUUGCUCAUCGGAACUGAAGGUACAUCAGCGAAUUCACACUGGGGAGCGGCCGUUCACCUGCUCAGACUGUGGGAAGGGAUUCACUCAGUCAUAUCAGCUGAAGGUACAUCAGAGAGUUCACACUCGAGAGAGGCCAUUCACCUGCUCAGACUGUGGGAAGGGCUUCACUCGGUCAAUCGACCUCCUGGGACACAAGUUGGUUCACACUGGGGAGCGGCCGUUCAUCUGCGCAGACUGUGGGAAGGGAUUCACUCAGUCAUAUCAACUACAGAGACACCAGCGAGUUCACACCGGGGAGAGGCCAUUCACCUGCUCAGAAUGUGGGAAGGGAUUCAGUCGAUCAUGUCAACUACAGACACACCGGCAAGUUCACACUGGCGAGAGGCCGUUCAUCUGCUCGGAAUGUUCAAAGGGAUUCACUCAGGCAUCUCACCUACUGAGACACCAGCGAGUUCACACUGGAGAGAGGCCAUUCACCUGCUCAGACUGUGGGAAGGGAUUCAUUUGCUCAUCCCAACUGAAGGGACAUCAGCGAGUUCACACUGGAGAGAACCCAUUCACCUGCUCAGACUGUGGGAAGGGAUUCACUUGCUUAUCCCAAAUGAAGGUACAUCAGCGAGUUCACACUGGAGAGAGGCCGUUCACCUGCUCAGACUGUGGAAAGGGAUUCACUCGGUCAUCCCAUCUGAAGGAACAUCAGCGAAUUCACAUUCGGGACAGGCCAUUCACCUGCUCAGACUGUGGGAAGGGAUUCACUCAGUCACACGAAUUCCUGGUACACAAGUCAGUUCAUACUGGGGAGUGGCCAUUCACCUGCUCAGACUGUGGGAAGGGAUUCACUCUGUCACACGCACUACUGGUACACCAGUCAGUUCACACUGAGGAGAGGCCGUUCAACUGCUCAGUCUGUGGGAAGGGAUUCACUUGCUCAUCCCAAAUGAAGGUACAUCAGCGAGUUCACACUGGAGAGAGGCCGUUCAUCUGCUCAGUCUGUGGGAAAGGAUGCACUAGUUCAUCCCAACUGAAGGUACAUCAACGAAUUCACACUGGGGAGAAACCGUUUACCUGCUCAGACUGUGGGAAGGGAUUCACUUGUUCAUCCCAACUGAAGGUACAUCAGCGAAUUCACACUGGGGAGAAGCCAUUUACCUGCUCAGACUGUGGGAAGGGAUUCACUAGUUCAUCCCAACUGAAGGUACAUCAGCGAAUUCACACUGGGGAGAAGCCAUUUACCUGCUCAGACUGUGGGAAGGGAUUCACUUGUUCACCCCAACUGAAGGUACAUCAGCGAAUUCACACUGGGGAGAAGCCGUUUACCUGCUCAGACUGUGGGAAGCGAUUCACUCAGUCAUUUCAACUACAGAGACACCAGCGAGUUCAUACUGAUUAGAGGCUGAUCAACUGAUCAGACUUUGGGAAAAGUUUCUCUCGGCCAAAUCAACCAAAUUGUGCAUCAUUGAGUUCAUACUAGGAAGAGGCAGUUCACCUGCUGUGAAUGUGGAAAGGGAUUCAUUCACUUAUCUAUCCUUAUGACACACUACCUGGUUCACAAUGGGAAGAGGUGAGUCAGCUGCUGUGAACAUGGAAAAGGAGUCAUUCAUCUAACCUGAUGUAAAUCUCGCUUCGGCUAGCAGCUUAAUAUAUGGGGGUGAUAGCCACUCAGCCCGGUCAAACAUAAGAAAUCUCGUUUGGGUGGAUGCUGUGUGGUGUGUCCCAUGUUAUAACUAAGUACCCUGAAAUAACAAAUGAUACACAGUAUGUGAUUUAAUGAUUGAUCUUUAUAAUUCAUUCUUUGACUAUAGGGUUAGUAAAAAAAUCAAAAGACAAAAGGGCCCCCACUCUCCGUUCACAUCUUCUCAUCUCUCCCCAGCAAAAAACACAAUAAUCUCUCUUCCAGACUCACAAGAAAAAAAAAAUUCUGCCAUCGGAAUGCCUUGCACUCCAAAACCCUGUUAUCACUAGUCAUAACCUAAAUAUUGCUGCUACAGAGAAACCAUUACAUCAGCAGUGAAACCUUACAGCGUGUUACACUUGUGACAGACUAGCGGGUUCACACUGGGGAGAAAGUUUCAAUAAGCUUCAUGCUGGAUAUUUGUCCAUCACCAUUGCUGAAUGCUAUUUUGAGAGUGACUGUAAGUGCUGAACUCUGCAAUUAUUGCUGCUGCUCACCACGCCCAGUUCUGCACCCUGGUCACUGGGCAUGGGAGAAGAUUCUCCUGCUGCGCAUUCAACUUUACUGGGACAGGAGUUUAAUAUUCUGCAUCUGAGACAAAUAAAUCUGUUCCAUUUUAAACCCUGUCCUUGGUACUUACUGAAUUUACAUUACACCUAUUGUACAGUAGAGAGUCAACUCAGGCUGGCUGGACCCUGCUAGUGAUUCUGUUCCAGGACAGUCCUCUUAAAUCUUCCCCUGUUGUUCACCUCUUCCUCUGUCUGUAGUGAUGGGUUCCAAACAGUCACCAAUCUGUUUGUGAAGAGGUUUCCCUUGAAUUCUCUGCAGACUGAAGAAGUUAAGCUGACUGCAGUUCUGUCUGAGAUGUUCUUUACCCCUGAAAUCUCUGGACUGAGGAAGAAUUAAUUUCGGAGUUACCCUCCUUACUCAUGGCUCAUUACCACAUUAUUGGUCAUUUUCUCUGCUUCUAAAGGGUUGUUAGAAAACACCACUGUCUUCCAAAGUCUGAAAGCAGAAUGGUAAACCAUUAGCAGGACGUUCAAUGGAGCAGGGUCAGAAACCAGAGACAAAUCUGCACAGGGCAGAGUUUGGAGCUCUGGAAGAUGGUUGGGGUAAGAACAUAUGAUGAGGAGAAGGGAAUCAGCAGUGGGGUAUGGCAACAAAUGACAGAGUAGCAACAUUUGGAAGCAGAUUGAUGGAGAAAAUCUUUUGGUGGUUUGACUGUUAACAAACUAUACCCGUGUGACAUCUAUGUGUUUGGAAUGGUUUCAAUUAUUGAGGGUGUUGUUCCUGCUUGUUUAUCCUGUAAUAUUAUGUCUGGAUAGUUAUUAUAGAUUGUCCUAUCUGUAACAAUGUAUUGAUUAUCAUAUCAUUUGUAAGAUUUUGACUGUAAAACUGGAUCAGGCUUGAACUUACAGGCUUGUCUGAAGUGAUGGAGGGCAAUCAUGAGUCAGUAUUUUAAAGCAAGAAUUUGGUGAAUGAUAUUUUAUCUUUAUAAGUAAUCAGUUUGAGUUAAAUUCCUGCUGGAUCCUGGAAUGUGUUGGAUUGUGUCUGGUUUCUCUUGGCAUUUCCAGCACUUACUGCCUUAAAUACAAACAAUAUUGUAUGUAUUUUUGAUUUUAUUUUCCCCUUUUGUUAAACAGCUUGUCUUGUAUUCCUGCAAGGAACCCCUCUGUUUCUGGUAAGAGGAGUCCAACUUGUCAACAUCUUGUCAACAUCUUCCUUGUCAACAUCUCAUCUGCUGAGAUUGUUGCGAUGCCAUACUCAUACCACCUGCUAAUGAUUUCUUCCAGAGUGAUGAUUUAUUUUUCUGAGUUGGCCUCUCAGUUAAUUUUUCUGAUCUGUAUUCCGUAUCACAACUGUAUAUACACACAUGGAGUGCUGAAUCCAGUUCAUUUUUCUUGAAAAUAUAGAAGUUUUACCUGA
Molecule: messenger RNA, 4535 nt
Organism: Hypanus sabinus (Atlantic stingray)
Lineage: Eukaryota; Metazoa; Chordata; Chondrichthyes; Myliobatiformes; Dasyatidae
Product: zinc finger protein 420-like
Exons: 3
Coding region: 702-2327 (541 amino acids)
Biological process (GO): regulation of transcription by RNA polymerase II
Molecular function (GO): DNA-binding transcription factor activity; RNA polymerase II cis-regulatory region sequence-specific DNA binding
Source: RefSeq, a predicted model, not a curated record